UUUGUGGCCGGUGAAGUGCAGCAGUGCAUUGUGGGUACCUCUGUCAUGGCGGCCCCCGUGCGUGCAGGCGGAAUGACAUCUGUGCAUCAAUGCUGAGCGUCGUCUAUGUAUUUAAUGUUUUUAUGCACCGCUUUUCAGUGGCAAUGAUCUCAUACGUCGGAUGAUCGAAACAGCGAUGAUAACCGUCAGAGCGCUGCACCGGGCGGAGCGAGCCCUGCGCUCCCGUGUGGCGGGGGUCGGCCUGUCCCAAUGCCGGGCGCUGACCACACACUGCGCCGGCCUUCUCGCCCCGUCUCACCCGAACUGGACCUCCACCCCUCCACCACACAUCCGACUGCACACCCGUCUCCUGGCAACCAAGCGCGGUCCAGGAAAGCCCCAGGGACAAAAGGGCCAUGGAAAAACUACAACUCCCAAACAGAAGGAGCAGAAACAGGAAGUGGAGAUUAUGCGGUGCAUGACAGUGACUGAGCUUGCGCAAGCCAUGAAGAAAGAUGUGGACCACGUGUACCAGGUCCUGCUCAACACCUCCAUGGAGCAGGAGGCUGUGGAGCCGGGGUCACUCCUGACGGAGGAGGCGAUUAAGGAGGCGGUCAAGCGCUCGGGGAUGAAGUUCAAGUGGGCCCAGCAGAAGGAGACCAGAGUGAGGGAGAACAAGGAGGUGGAGAGACAACCCCCCCCUGACCCCGCGGUGCUGGUCCCACGCCCCCCUGUAGUGACCAUCAUGGGGCACGUGGACCAUGGCAAGACCACCCUGCUGGACAGCCUGAGGAAGACCCAGGUGGCCGCAAGCGAGGCGGGGGGCAUCACCCAGCACAUCGGGGCCUUCCUGGUGGAGCUGCCCUCGGGGGAGAAGAUCACGUUUCUGGAUACGCCGGGGCACGCUGCGUUCUCCGCCAUGCGGGCGAGAGGCGCCCACGUCACCGACAUCAUCGUCCUGGUGGUGGCUGCAGACGACGGGGUCAUGAAGCAGACUGUAGAGUCCAUACAGCAUGCCCAGAGAGCCAACGUGCCCGUCAUCGUGGCGGUGAAUAAGUGUGAUCGGCGGGAGGCGGAGCCUGAGCGGGUGAAACGGGAGCUGCUGGCGCAGGGCGUGGUCUGUGAGGAGCUGGGCGGGGACGUGCAGGCCGUGCAUGUGUCAGCGCUGAAGGGGGAGAAGCUGAUGGAGUUAGCGGAGGCCACGGUGGCGCUGGCGGAGCUGCUGGAGCUGAAGGGGGACCCCAGAGGGCUGGUGGAGGGGACCGUCAUCGAGAGCCACACCGACAAGGGCAAAGGGCCCGUUACCUCGGCGAUCGUGCAGCGUGGGACCCUGCAGAGGGGCUGUGUGCUGGUGGCGGGGACGGCCUGGGCCAAAGUGCGCUUCCUGUCCGACGAGAACGGCCAGCCCAUGCAGGAGGCGGGGCCCAGCACCGCCGUGGCCAUCGCCGGCUGGAAGGAGCUUCCCUCGGCCGGGGAGGAGAUCCUGGAGGUGGAGUCUGAGCAGAGGGCCCGGGAGGUGGUGGAGUGGCGGGCCUUUGUGAUGGAGCAGGAGAAGCAGGAGGCGGCGCUGCAGGAGAUCCAGGCCAAGCAGCGGGAGCACCUGGACAGCUACAGGAAGGAGAGGGAGGAGCUGGCGCACCUCACCUGGCGCCAGAAGAGGAAGCACAUCUACAAAAUGCAGAAAUACAGCGCAGCCAUCAGGCCCAGCGAGAGAGUGGAGAGUGGAGAGCUCAGCCUGCCACUCAUUAUCAAAGGUGACGUGGACGGUUCGUUGGAGGCCAUCAUGGACAUCCUGGAGACGUACGACGCGGACGAGCAGUGCCAGCUGGACGUGGUGCACUGCGGGGUCGGGGACGUGUCGGAGAGCGACCUGGGCCUCGCCGAGACCUUCUCUGGCACGGUGUAUGGCUUUAACGUGUCAGCGAGCCGGCCCAUCCUGCAGAGGGCGGCGAGGAGCGGCGUCUCCAUCAGACUCCACAGCGUCAUCUACAAGCUCGUUGACGAACUGAAGGACCAGCUCAACAGCCUGCUUCCGCCCACACUGGAGGAGAAUGUGCUUGGUCAGGCGUCGGUGCUCACCACGUUCCAGGUGAAGGAGGGGAAGAGGAAGGUGGACGUGGCCGGCUGCAGGGUUCUGAGCGGCCAGCUGAACCGCAAGAUGAAGUUCCGCCUCGUACGCGGCCGGGACGUCCUGUGGGAAGGCUCCCUGACGACGCUGAAGCACCACAAAGACGUGGUGCCCACGGUGACGACGGGGAUGGAGUGCGGGCUGUCGCUGGACCAGGAGGUGGAGUGUCGCCCCGGAGACGUGAUCGUCUGCUACGAGGAGGCGGAGAAAAAGCGCCAGAUCGCCUGGAACCCAGGGUUCUAGGACUGCGGCCGGCUCGACCCGACCCGACCCGACCCGAACGCUUCCCCACCCUCACUCUUUGGGGACACUCAGCGGAAUGUGUCCGUUUUGGGGAGGCGUGUCACAUGACCUGCAGCUGUGUGAUGAACUACAAAUAAAGUGGCUAAAUGCGGCGAGGGGUUUUCACUGAACCCCACUAUGUUCUAGAGACUCACAGCGACCAGUCCUUAGCCCUCAUUCUCACCCACUUCACCGUUUCAGUGGUGGUUUGAUCCACUCUGCUGUGUCGGACACAAGCGCUUUCUGACCAGGAUUUUAAAACACUGGCCGCUAAGUUAUAGCUGGAUGUUUCAACCUUUGCUCAAAGAGCUAGGACAAAGUCGAUCAACUUAUUUGAUAGAAACUCAAGUUGAUGCAAUGGAUUACACAACUCCACGCUUUUCUGUAUGUUUUUCAGGGCACAGACAUUGAUGCUUAUGUCCAGAUCUUGCUAAUUUUGCAGAUAUCAUAGUGCCAAAUCUGUGGUUCUGAACAAGUGAGAUUUCAAUGUUACAGAAGUAAAUUAGCGUUCCCCUGAAGAAACGAACUCCAGUUACUGAGAUCCUGCUACAGUGCUGAUGUGAGGAAGACCAGCAGGGUCUAGGCUCUUGCGACCAGAGCUUGUAAAUAAAGUGCAGUUCACCUGAACCCUGCAA
This is a messenger RNA of Conger conger (European conger), 3024 nucleotides long. It is a transcript of the gene mtif2, whose product is annotated as mitochondrial translational initiation factor 2. Gene Ontology annotation, biological process: translational initiation. Gene Ontology annotation, molecular function: translation initiation factor activity; GTPase activity; GTP binding. NCBI's taxonomy places the organism in Eukaryota, Metazoa, Chordata, Actinopteri, Anguilliformes, Congridae. The coding region runs from base 161 to 2350 and encodes 729 amino acids. The transcript is spliced from 14 exons. The record is from RefSeq and is a predicted model, not a curated record.